This is a messenger RNA of Branchiostoma belcheri (Belcher's lancelet), 1413 nucleotides long. RefSeq names its product phosphoethanolamine N-methyltransferase-like. The record is from RefSeq and is a predicted model, not a curated record. The transcript has 6 exons. The coding region runs from base 119 to 1039 and encodes 306 amino acids. Lineage: Eukaryota; Metazoa; Chordata; Leptocardii; Amphioxiformes; Branchiostomatidae.
GUCACCCCUUGUACCUGGGAGUGACACGUCAGCAAGUUUGUAAUGUGAACCCUGACCAUAGACCCGCGCUCUAUGUAGGACCUCAGGCAACACGGAAUUAAAACUACAGGGACCAACUAUGUCGGGAAAAUUGAGUAUUUUCCUGCCAUUUGUGGCGUUGUACGUGCUGGGUUAUACACUUGAAUGCGUGAACGGGCAGGACUACAGUUACGUGUAUGCGGACCGUAUGCUGCAGUUCUACGGCAGACCGCUGCAGUGGACCUGGUGUGUUGACGACCUCGGUGGUCAGCUCUCAGUGACAGAGAGAAACAGGCUUUGUGGUCCUGAUGAGGGAGAAAUCCAAGUCGACCAUGCAGACGUGCGGGUGGAGAUGGCUGAGUUUUGGCGGGAACAGUCGCACGACGGCUCCCUGCAAGAGAUGAUGUUGGACGAGAACGCGGACGAACUUGACCAGGAGGAGCGGCCGGAAAUACUCGCCAUGCUGCCGGACCUCUCCGGGAAACGUGUCCUGGAGCUCGGGGCUGGCAUUGGUCGUUUUACUCCGAGUCUUGCCGGACAAGCCGAUCACGUGACGGCCGUGGACUUCAUGGAAGCCUUCAUCAAGAAAAACGAGGAGACGAACAGACACCUGGGUAAUAUAGUCUUCCUGCAGGCUGACGUCACACGUCUGGAUCUGCCACCGGAAAGCGUUGACGUAGUGUUCUCCAACUGGUUGAUGAUGUACCUGGCGGACGAAGAGGUCUCUACACUUGCCGCCAAAGUUCUGUCUUGGCUGACUGAUGGUGGCUACUUUUUCUUCCGAGAAUCCUGCUUCCAGAAGUCCGGGAAUAAGAAGCGUUCCUUUAACCCGACCUUCUACCGCGGCCCGGCGGACUACAGCGCCAUAUUUUCAGCUGUGACGCAGGACGCCCGCUACGUUUACGAGGAGCAGUUCGCUGGACGGGCCGUAAAAACGUACAUUAAGCGCAAGAAUAACGGAAACCAGCUCUGUUGGCUGCUGAAGAAAGUCCGUCGUGACCGCUCGGAUGACGUGAAGUGACUCCAGCCAUUCCGGGAUUCCGUGUAAAUAUAACCCGUACGCUGAAGGUUACCGGGUACUGUACAUUAAGAGCAUACAGCUGAAUCAAGGUGACGCUUGAUGCUUCUUGUGUAGUUCAAUUUGUUGGUGCAUUAUUCUAGCUGCCCCAAUACUAGUAUUCUAGCUAAUGCAGCGGAAUAUUUGCUGACCUCGCCAAACGCCAGCCGACUUAGCGCCGACCUACUCCAAACCAUUAGUGGUUGGGGCGUUCGGGAAACCAAAUUCGUGAAAUGUGUGACAGGGGUUUUACAUGAGUUUGCUUUAUUUGUGGCCUUUCUAAUGAUAUGUAUGUACGGUAGAGUCAAACCUGCACAAAUAGUGACCACCUCUACAAA